AUGAAAUUAAAUAUAAUCAAAAAAUAUUAUUAUAAAAAAAAUAAAAAAUUAUUUAAAAUUAUUAAUAGUAAUUUUAUUUUAAAUAAUUAUAUAAUAAUUAAAUUAAAUAUAUAUGAAUAUAUAAAUAAUAAUUUACAAAUAUUUACUUUUAAAGGAAUUAUAAUUAAUAAAAAUAAUAAAAAUAAUUAUAUUAUAAUAUUAAAAUAUAAUAAUUAUGAUAUUUUAUAUUUAUAUUUUUAUUUAAAUUCUUUAAAUUUAAUAAAUAUAUUUAAAAUAGGUAAAUUUAAUAUUUAA
Plasmodium knowlesi strain H is the source of this 294-nucleotide messenger RNA. The record is from the annotation of a RefSeq genome assembly. NCBI's taxonomy places the organism in Eukaryota, Apicomplexa, Aconoidasida, Haemosporida, Plasmodiidae.